AUGGAUUCCGAGGACGACUUCAUGUCUGCAGCAUCAAGUGACGAUGACGUUCUCAUGGAUGAGAGUGAGAACGAGGAGGAGUCUGAAGAUGGUAACGAGUUCGGUUUCGAAGAAUCAGCACCAGACAUCAGUUUCAAAGAUGAUAACUCCCAGAAGAAGAAGGCAACGUUCGAUAUUAACUACAAGGUUCAUCAUCCCGAAGAUGUCCAAGGUCAGCAGGACGAACUUAUCAACGAAGUAAACAUGAUACUCGACAUUAGAAAAGAGGACGCGGCUAUUCUCUUGAGGCAUUUCAGGUGGAACAAGGAACGUUUGAUUGAAGAUUACAUGGAUCGCCCGAAAAAAGUUCUUGAUGACGCUGGUUUGGUGUCGAGUAAAUCAGGGCCACCAAAACUUGAGGUUAUACCGGAUUUUGUUUGCGAUAUCUGCUGUGAGGACGAACUCGGCCUACAAUCAUUUGCUAUGAAAUGUGGGCACAGAUACUGCGUCAACUGCUACAAUCAAUACUUGAUUCAAAAGAUUAAGGAGGAGGGAGAGGCAGCUCGUAUUCAGUGUCCACAUGAUGGAUGCCGAAGGAUUAUGGACAGCCACUCUCUAGAUCUCCUUGUCGCUGCAGAUUUGAAAUCACGAUAUCACGAACUCCUUACCAGAACAUACGUUGAGGAUAAAGAAUUCUUGAAAUGGUGUCCCGCUCCAGAUUGUCAAAAUGCUAUCGAAUGCGGCAUCAAGAAGAAAGAUCUCGAUAAGGUUGUCCCAACAGUCGUAUGUGAUUGCAAGCAUCGUUUCUGUUUUGGUUGUAUCUUAGCAGACCAUCAACCUGCACCUUGUACACUGGUCAAGAAAUGGUUAAAGAAGUGCGCGGAUGAUUCAGAAACUGCCAACUGGAUUUCUGCCAACACCAAAGAAUGUCCAGAAUGUAAUUCCACUAUCGAGAAGAACGGAGGUUGCAACCAUAUGACAUGUCGGAAGUGCAAACACGAGUUUUGUUGGAUGUGCAUGGGACUAUGGUCGGAGCACGGUACAAGCUGGUACAAUUGCAAUAGGUUUGAAGAGAAGAGUGGCUCCGAAGCUAGAGAUGCUCAGGCCAACUCUCGAAAGUCUCUAGAACGUUAUUUGCAUUACUACAAUCGAUAUGCAAAUCAUGAACAGUCGGCAAAGUUGGACAAGGAUAUUUACCAUAAGACUGAAAAGAAAAUGAUUCAACUUCAAUCUGCUUCGGGAUUAUCCUGGAUCGAAGUUCAGUACCUUAACUCGGCCAGUCAAGCCUUACAAACCUGCCGUCAAACUCUUAAAUGGACCUACGCUUUUGCUUUCUAUCUUCAGCGCAACAAUCUUACGGAGCUGUUCGAAAACAACCAAAGAGAUCUCGAGAUGGCCGUCGAAAAUUUGUCAGAAAUGUUUGAGAAACCGGUUCAGGAACUUGCAGUUCAAAAGUUGAAGGUUGAAAUUAUGGACAAGACAUCCUAUUGCAAUAAACGUCGGGUCAUUCUGCUUGCAGAUACGGCCGAAAAUCUUGCCAAUGGUUCGUGGUCUUGGAGCACAAACUUCUAGAUCGCACAUUGUUCAGUUUUUGGUCGCUUCUUCGCUAACUUUGACUCAGUCUUGGUAGAUAGCCAAUCAAUUCCAAAGACCAAGGAGCGAGAGCAGCAACCAUUUUCAAGUAUGCCAGAAGAUUUUGUUAUACCCACCAUCUUUGAGUGAUGGUCUUCAAGGUUCCCUCUACCAGUUUCUAGACCUUGAAUGUCUUUUGUACAGUGAUCAAAGUUUCUCACUGCAUCCUUGGGCGUUUGUGCUGGCUUAUCUUAGUCUCCUUGACACUGGAUGUUUCCUUUAUUUUCUAAGCACCUAUUGCAAUUUCCUCGACCUGAACACCUUUUUACGACGCGGAAAGAAUAGGUACAAGAACACGGUGCAUAAUUUUUCUUCCACUUUAGCUAUCUGUCUUCAUCCAAUUUAUCGAUCAUGGCGUGAUGAGGUUAUCAUAUUUGUUCUUUGCUCCUCUUGCUUGCCUUGUCUUUCCGCAAGCCGGCCGGUCCAUCUAUCUAUGUUUUGGUGGGUAUCGAAUGGAAAGGAAUUGGUUUGCACUGGUAGGAAUUUGGUUUGGUUGGUUGCUGGUCGCUUACUUGCUUGCAAUGGAUUCGGGGAGUACAUAGGGGUGGGUGGUGUAUGAUCGGAUAGGGCAGGGCGUAGGUGACUGAGCUAGGUCACUAUCUAGCAGAUAAAAACAAAAUCCACAAGAUUGAGAAAUAAAGUCUGAUUUUAAGGACGGAAUCAAAUGGAUAUUUGGUGAAUCAGCGAACAGUGAACUGAUAAUUGGCGAUGUUAAUUUGUAUUUCGAAAUAAAAAGCAUAAAAAAUUGUAUCUUUCUGCUGCGAA
This is a messenger RNA of Botrytis byssoidea, 2376 nucleotides long. RefSeq lists its product as uncharacterized. The record is from RefSeq and is a predicted model, not a curated record. Lineage: Eukaryota; Fungi; Ascomycota; Leotiomycetes; Helotiales; Sclerotiniaceae. The transcript has 2 exons. Gene Ontology annotation, cellular component: cytoplasm; ubiquitin ligase complex. Gene Ontology annotation, molecular function: zinc ion binding; ubiquitin protein ligase activity; ubiquitin conjugating enzyme binding. Gene Ontology annotation, biological process: ubiquitin-dependent protein catabolic process; protein polyubiquitination; positive regulation of proteasomal ubiquitin-dependent protein catabolic process. Bases 1 to 1551 code for a protein of 516 amino acids.